CCCCGCAGCCCCGGCGGCCGCCGCGGCGGAGCCCCGGGCGAGGCGGAGCCGGUGGCCACUGCUCGGUGCCCGGUUGCCCGUGUCCAGCGCUCGGGGCCGGUCCCCAGGUCCCGGUGCUCUCGCCGGUGCCCGGUUCGCGGUCCCGCUCUGACAUCAGCACCGGGAGGGGCGGGGCGGUACCGGCCGGGGAAGAAAAGCGGCGAGCGGGGUCCGGAGCCGGUACCGGUGCCGGUACCGGGGCGCAGCGGGCGCGGGGUUUCGCCGCCGCCGGAGCUCUCGGGGAGCGCGGCCGGUGCGGCCGCCAUGGGCCGGGCCGGGCGCUGAACCUUCCCCCGGUACCGGGGGCCCCCCGGGGGCAGCGGGGCGGCGAGCGGGCGGUACCGGCAGCCACCGGCAUCUGGGGGCCGCCGCACGGGAGGGCCCCAUCGGGAAACCGCCGGGACCUACCGGGAGCGCCGCCCCCCGGGCAGAGCUGCCCCCGCCCCGCCGCGCCCCGUCCCCGGAGCCGAGCGGAGCCCCGGGGCCGCCUCGUCCUUUGUGUGCGCCGCGGCCGGGCCGCCACCGGGCACCGGGCACCGGCAGCCGCCAGCGGGAGCCGCUCCGGCAGCCGAACGCGGGCGGUGGGAACGCGGCACCGGCCACCGCGGCGGCGAUACCGGGAGCCGCACCGAGCGGCGGGAGCGGCCCCGGGGCCCGGUCCCCCACCGGCGGCCCCAUGAAGGAGCCCGACGCCAUCAAACUCUUCGUGGGGCAGAUCCCGCGGCACCUGGAGGAGAAGGAUCUCAAACCCAUCUUCGAGCAGUUCGGCAAGAUCUACGAGCUCACCGUCAUCAAGGACAAGUACACCGGCAUGCACAAAGGAUGCGCCUUCCUGACCUAUUGCGCCCGCGAGUCGGCCCUGAAGGCGCAGAGCGCCCUACACGAGCAGAAAACCCUCCCGGGGAUGAACCGGCCCAUCCAGGUGAAGCCGGCGGACAGUGAGAGCCGAGGAGAGGACCGUAAGCUGUUUGUGGGGAUGCUGAGCAAGCAGCAGGCGGACGAGGACGUGCGCAAGAUGUUCGAGCCCUUCGGCACCAUCGACGAGUGCACGGUGCUGCGGGGGCCCGACGGCACCAGCAAAGGCUGUGCCUUCGUCAAGUUCCAGAGCCACGCGGAGGCCCAGGCCGCCAUCGCCGCGCUGCACGGGAGCCGCACCCUCCCGGGCGCGUCCUCCAGCCUGGUGGUGAAGUUUGCGGACACGGAGAAGGAGCGGGGGCUGCGGCGCAUGCAGCAGGUCGCCAGCCAGCUGGGCAUGUUCAGCCCCAUCGCCCUCCAGUUCGGGGCCUACAGUGCCUACACGCAGGCGCUGAUGCAGCAGCAGGCGGCCCUGGUGGCCGCGCACUCGGCCUACCUCAGCCCCAUGGCCACCAUGGCCGUCCAGAUGCAGCACAUGGGCACGGUCAACCCCAACGGGCUCAUCGCCACCCCCCUGCCCCCCUCCUCAGGAACCAGCACGCCGCCCGCCAUGGCCGCCACCCCGGUCCCCGCCAUGGCCGCCCCGCUCGGUGUCAACGGCUACAGCCCGGUGCCGGCACAGCCCGCGGGGCCCCCCGCGCCCCCCGACGCGCUCUACGCCGGCGGGGUCCCCCCCUUCCCAGCCCAGAGCCCCGCGGCCCCCCCGGACCCCCUGCAGCAGGCGUACGCCGGCAUGCAGCACUACACAGCCGCCUACCCGGCCGCCUACGGGCUGGUGAGCCCGGCGUUCGCCCCCCCAGGAGCGCUGCUGGGCCCCCCCGCACCCCAACAGCAGCAGCAGCGCGAAGGCCCCGAGGGCUGUAACAUCUUCAUCUACCACCUGCCCCAGGAGUUCGCCGACACCGAGAUCCUGCAGAUGUUCCUGCCCUUCGGCAACGUCAUCUCCGCCAAGGUCUUCGUGGACCGCGCCACCAACCAGAGCAAGUGCUUCGGUUUCGUCAGCUUUGACAACCCGGCCAGCGCACAGGCCGCCAUCCAGGCCAUGAACGGCUUCCAGAUCGGGAUGAAGCGCCUCAAGGUGCAGCUCAAGAGGCCCAAAGACGCCAACCGGCCCUACUGAGCCCGGUCGGAGGCUCUGGAGCAGCACCCAUGGGUGCCCCCCCUUGCAGAGCAGCCCCCCCCCCCGCAGCGGUGCUCGCGGGGGGCUCGGUGCUGCCGGGGGGGGGCACACAGACCCCCACACGCUCAGGAAGGAUGGACCCCCCCCCCACCCAGGACCAAGCCGGACCCCACACCCAACCAGGCAGGGCUGGGGGGGGCCCUGGGUGCCAGCCCCCCAAUCUGGGUCCAAUCUGCCCUGGGGGGGGGGGCACCCACCCCCAAACCCCCCGAAUUCCCCCUUGCACCCCGCAGGGCCCUUCACCCCCCCCUCGGAGCUUUUCUCUCACCAAACAGGACCAAAACCAGCUCCGGGAUGGGGGUCCCAUGAGGGGGGGACAUUCCGUGGUUGGGGACACCGACCCCGGCACUGUCACCCCCCCCUCCCCGGUCCCCUGGGUGGCCGUGCCAGGGCGCAGCGGGACCCCCACCCCACACACACACUGCCACCCGCUUCGCCCCCCAACCUGCCUCAGUUCCCCCCCCCCACACCCUCCAGGCACCAAAAUGGGGACAAACCAGCCAAAUUUGGGGACAGAGGGACAUGGGGACGCGCCAGGGGGGACACGAUGGCUCCAGACCCGCAGCGGCCAAAAGUGGGGUGUGCCGGGGCCCCCCCAGCCAAAGCGGUGCCCCCUGGUACCCCCUAAAUGGGGACAGUGCUCCUGACACCCCCCAAAAUGGUGCCAGUGCCCCCGACACCCCUAAAUGGGGAUGGUGACCCUGACCCCCCUAAAUGGGACAGUGACUCUGAUGCCCCCUAAAUGCAGUGCCCCCAACACCCCUAAAUGGGGACGGUGACCAUGACACCCCCAAAAUGGGGACGGUGACACUGACACCCCAAAGGGGAUAGGGACCCUGAACCCCCAAAAUGGGGACAGUGAUGCCAACACCCCUAAAUGGGAUGGUGAGCCUCACCCCCCAAAUGGGGAUGGUGACCCCAAUACCCCAAAGGGGAUGGGGACCCUGACCCCCCAAAUGGGGACGGUGACCCCGACACCCCAAUAUGGGAAUGGUGACCACAACACCCCAAAGGGAAUGGGGACCCUGACCCCCCAAAAUGGGGACAGUGACCCCAACACCCCAAAGGGGAUGGGGACCCUGACCCCUCUAAAUGAGGACAGUGACCCCGACAUCCCAAUAUGGGAAUGGUGACCAUGACACCCCAAAGGGAAUGGGGACCCUGACACCCCAAAAUGGGGACGGUGACCCCCAAUACCCCAAAGGGAUUGGGGACCCUGACCCCCCUAAAUGGGGACAGUGACCCCAACACCCCAAUAUGGGAAUGGUGACCAUGACACCCCAAAGGGAAUGGGGACCUUGACACCCCCCCCCCCCCCAAAAUGGGGACGGUGACCCCAAUACCCCAAAGGGGAUAGGGACCGUGACCCCCCCUAAAUGGGGAUGGUGCCGACACCCCAAAAUGGGGACCAUGCCCCUGACCCCCCCAAAAUGGGGAUGGUGCCCCUGACACCCCCAAAAGGGGCUGGUGUGCCUCCCCAUCCCCACUGUCUGGAAGGUUUUGGGGUGCGGGAGGGGGUGUGGGGGGGCGGGUCUGUCCCCCCUUUUUGGGGGUUCGGGUCCUGCUGAGUCCACGUGGGGGUGGGUCGGGGUGGGGGGGUGGGGGGGGGCGCAGACCCCCGGGAUUUACCGGCCCAGACGCCGCCACUUAAUUUAUUUGCUAUUUAUUGCGGUUCCUUUGGAUAAUUUAAGUUGAUUCCUUUUAUUAUUUGAUUUUCCUCUUUUUUUUCUGUCUAAAUAAAAUAAGUUAAAAAAAUAAUACAAA
Molecule: messenger RNA, 3898 nt
Organism: Columba livia (rock pigeon)
Lineage: Eukaryota; Metazoa; Chordata; Aves; Columbiformes; Columbidae
Gene: CELF3
Product: CUGBP Elav-like family member 3
Exons: 13
Coding region: 716-2074 (452 amino acids)
Biological process (GO): mRNA splice site recognition; regulation of alternative mRNA splicing, via spliceosome
Cellular component (GO): nucleus; ribonucleoprotein complex; cytoplasm
Molecular function (GO): mRNA binding
Source: RefSeq, a predicted model, not a curated record